AUGGCGCAAGACGAUACCAACCGCACAAACGGCGUGCCCAAGGUGAACGGCACGAACGGAACGCACUCUAACGGCGCUGCUCCCAAGGCGUCGCCGUUUGGAUCGCUCAACGAUGGCCUCGACUACGAUGUGUUGAUCAUCGGUGCGGGCCUCAGCGGCAUCUACGCCAUGUACCGCAUGGCGCAGCUGGGCCUGCGGGCCAAGGUCCUGGAGGCCGGGGCGAGCGAGGGGGGCACGUGGUUCUGGAACCGGUACCCGGGCGCGCGGUUUGACUCGGAGAGCUACUCGUACAUCUUUUCCUUUUCGCCCGAGAUCCUGGCCGAGUGGGACUGGACGGAGCACUUUGCGCCGCAGCCGGAGACGCUGCGGUACAUUGAGUUUGUGACGCGCAAGCUGGACCUGCGCAGGCACAUGCAGUUCGACACGCGCAUCCGCCGCGCGCAGUUUGCGGAGCGCGCCCGCGCGUGGACGCUGACGGACGACCAGGGCCGCACCUACACGUCGCGGUACCUGAUCACGGCCAUUGGCAUCCUCAACGAGCCGACGCUGCCCGACAUUCCCGGCGUGCACGCGUACCAGGGGGAGGCAUGGCACACGGCGCGCUGGCCGCAGGGCGGCGAAGACCGGCUGGCGGGCAAGCGCGUGGGCGUCAUCGGCACGGGCGCGACGGCGAUCCAGACGAUCCAGACGAUUGCGCCCAGGGUCGGGUCGCUCACAGUCUUCCAGCGCACGCCCAACUGGACGGCGCCGCUGCGCAAUGCCACGAUUGACAAAGCGGAGAUGGCGGCCAUCCGCGCGAGGUACCCCGAGAUCUUCCGGAAGUGCGCCGAGUCGGCCUCGUGCUUCGUGCACGUCGGCGACGACCACGACACGGUGGCGACGCCCGCCGCGGAGCGCGAGCGCCACUGGGAGCACCUGUACGCGCAGCGCGGCUUCAGUAAGGUGGUGGCCGUCUCACGCGACAUUGGCACGAGCCGCGAGGCCAAUGCGCUGUACAGCGCCUUCCACGAAAAAAAGAUCCGGGCGCGCAUCCACGACCCCAAGGUGGCGGACCUGCUGAUCCCGACGGACCACGGGUUCGGCACGCGGCGCACGCCGCUCGAGAGCGGCUACUACGAGGUGUUCAACCAGGCCAACGUGACGCUGGUGGACGUGCGCCGCAGCCCGAUCGAGCGCAUCACGGCGACGGGCGUGCACACGUCGGAUGGUCGGGACUACGAUGUCGACGUGCUGGUGUAUGCCACGGGCUUCGACGCCGUGACGGGCUCGUUCAAUGCCAUUGCCUUUGAGGGCAUUGGCGGCACGAAGCUGCGCGACGCCUGGGGCGAGGGCAUCAAGACGUACCUGGGCCUGACGGUCAAGAACUUCCCCAACAUGUUUAUGAUUAUGGGACCGCACCAGACGAUUGGCAACGUCCCGCGCAGCAUCGAGUACGCGGUGCAGUGGACGGCCGAGUUCAUUGAGUGGGCGGCGGCCCACCAAGUCACGUACUGCGAGGCGACGGACGAGGGCGUGGCGGCGUGGACGGAGCACGUGCACGAGUGCGGCAAGGGCCUGCUGGCAAACGAGGUGGACUCGUGGAUGACGGGGGUCAACAAGAACCUGGCGCACAAGCAGAAGCGAUCGUUGACGCGGUACACCGGCCCGGCACCGGGUUACCGCAAGCGGUGCGAGGAGGUCAAGGCGCAGGGAUACUCAACCUUUGUCCUCAGGAAAGGCGGCGAGGCAUGA
Messenger RNA from Sporothrix brasiliensis 5110, 1731 nucleotides. Its product is annotated as monooxygenase. Bases 1 to 1731 code for a protein of 576 amino acids. The transcript has a single exon. Gene Ontology annotation, molecular function: oxidoreductase activity. NCBI's taxonomy places the organism in Eukaryota, Fungi, Ascomycota, Sordariomycetes, Ophiostomatales, Ophiostomataceae. The record is from RefSeq and is a predicted model, not a curated record.